Messenger RNA from Bipolaris victoriae FI3, 918 nucleotides. RefSeq lists its product as hypothetical. Bases 1 to 918 code for a protein of 305 amino acids. The record is from RefSeq and is a predicted model, not a curated record. Lineage: Eukaryota; Fungi; Ascomycota; Dothideomycetes; Pleosporales; Pleosporaceae. The transcript has 4 exons.
AUGACAUACAGGCAGCUUAAACGCAUCUGCAUUAGAGCAUCGGCUUGGAUGCUGCGUACUUUUACAAUUUCGGCUAGUACAUGCAAGACUCACCAAACACGGGACUGGUUUGAUUGGCAUGCAAGUAUCGAUCCUGAAAGGGAGAGCCUUCUCUUACAUGAGGAUAAACCACGCCUUGUUGCAGAGAAAACUCUAGUGGAUAUGUUCACAGCAAGCGGUGGUAUACAGUGGAACGACUUGGUUGAAAGGCUUCGAGAUGUGGAAUCUCCCCUGUCGCUCUUUGAUGGGCAUGAAGCACUACGCGAGCGAACUUACACCGGGACCACUAUCAUCAGGGUAAUACCGGCUAUCGCGCUUAUUGCAGUCUCACUUAACACUUAUGUGGCGCGUUCCAAUCUAUCUUGCGAAGGCGAUCUGUUCAUGGCAUUUAGAGCGUGGUCCUCCAAAGAACAGGAAUAUUGGAUGUCCAUGAGCCCAGGAUUCCGUGCAAAAUGGUGUACUAUAUGGGAAAGUACGGUCCAUCAUACUUCAAGAGCGAUGCGAAUUCCAUAUAUUAGAAGGGAAACGGUUUCCUUUAUCUGUGACGGAAGCCCAGCGGUUGACUCUGGAAAGAUCACCUGGGCCGCACACUGUCCUGGCAGCGAUGGACAGUCGAACAACGGGGAGCUUUUCGUUGAAGGGCGUAAAGUUUGCGCGCGCAGAGGGCAAUGCCUAACGAGCGAAAAUCUCUACAACACACUGCGUGAAUACUAUCUGGGCUCAUGCUCGUACGAGCCAUGGCACGCUUUGAUGCUCAAAGCCCUCACAGCUAUCCAUCGGGAGAGGAAAGCUAGUGAGAAGUACGCAACAUCAUUCUGGCGCAAAAUACAAGAAAAGGUUGAUGGACCAGAAACCAUUCCAGCCAUGCUGGAGAAAUAG